AUGGCAAAUUUUAAUAAAAAUGAUGGAUUUCAAGUUAAGGUGUUUGCAGAUGAAGAUCAAUUAAUUAUGGGAGGAAUAUUAGAUGAAGACGAAAUAAUCUAACUUAGAAAUACCAAUAAAUCAGCUCCUCCAGACCUUUAUUUAUAAUAAAGAACAGUAGAAGAGAAUUAAUAUCUAUAUGAUAAAUAAUAUUACGAUUAUUAUAAUAGGUAGAAAAAUCCUCGUUUACCAAAACCAUUAUACCGGCGAGAUGUUGAUUCAGAUAUAAAUUAACUAAUGAGUAGUCUGAAAAUAAGUUAAAAUAUUAAUUAAACAUCUUAACAAUAACUAAUGAAUGAAUUUGAAAAUAAUGGUUUGAAUACAAAUAUGUUUUAAUAAAGUAAUGAUGAAGGGUUCAAAAAUUAUAAUAAUUAGCAAAAAAAAAAUUUUAAUGAAACACAAAGUUAAAAUAUGUACUAAAUUAAAUAAUAGUAACAAAUUCAUAUUAAUUAAUUUUAAAACCCAUAAUAAAAUGUUAUAUAAUAACCUACAAUCAAGAGAAAUACUAAGUAACCUAUGCCAGCAUAACAUAUACAUUAACAAAUGCCUCCUCCUUAAUUCUAAUUCUAAUAAUAGAUAAUAAACUAAAACUAGUUUAAUUUAUUUAAUUAGCACCACUCUAAUUUUCCUUAAAAUAUACCUCCAGGGAUAACACCUAAUUUAAACAAUAGUUAAAAUCCCUUAUUUCAACCUAUUCCUGUAGGAAUGUCUUAAAAUGUAAACUAAAAUAUUAUUAAUCUUUUUAAUCAUUUAAUUGAAUCUUGUAAAGAUUAAAAUUCUUCAAGAACUAUUUAAAAAUAAUUCGAAGCCGCAUCACUUGAUGAAAAAAAUAGUAUUUUUUAUAAGAUAUUACCAGAAGCUUUCAAUUUAAUGAAAGACUAAUUUGGUAAUUAUGUGAUUUAAAAAUUAUUUGAAAAGGGAACGAAGGAAUAAAAACAAAUAUUAUAUUAAAUGAUUAAAGGAAAAGUAGAAGAAUUAUCAUUGCAUACUUAUGGCUGUAGAGUAAUUUAAAAAGCUUUGGAAGAAUUAAAAGAUUCUCCAGAUAUGUAAGAAGAUUUAAUUCAAGAACUUAACUAGAAAAUUAUGACUUGCAUUUAAGAUUAACAUGGUAAUCACGUAAUUUAAAAAUUCUUUGAAACAGUUUAGUCUAAAAAACUUCUCCCUAUUAUAAAUGAAGUUAUCUAAAAUGUAAUAUUAUUAUACAAUUACCAUUUUUUUUUUUUAACAACAACAACAAAAAUAAAAAAAAGAUUUAAACACUUGCUUUCCACCCUUAUGGUUGUAGAGUUAUAUAAAGAAUUUUAGAAUUUAGUGAUUCUAGAGAAACCAAAAAAAUUUUCGAAAAACUAAUGGAAAAAAUAAUUGAUUUAUGCUAAUGUUAAUAUGGAAAUUAUAUUAUUUAAUAUAUUUUAGAAAAAGGGCCUGAUUAAAACAGGUUAGAUAUUCUUACAGCAAUUAGAGAAAAUUUUAUUGAAUUAUCAUUAAACAAAUUUGCAUCUAAUGUUACUGAAAAAUCUGUACUUAAUUCAGAUGAUGAAUUCAAAAAAGGCGUUUUAGAUGUAUUAUUAAACUAAAAGCCAAACGAAACUAUAUUAGAGUAAUUAUAUAUGUAUAAAUUUAUAAAUAUAUAAAAUAAUUUCGUUUAGAACCGGAAUAGUUAAAUUAACUAAAAAUGCGUAUGGUAAUUAUGUUGUUUAAAGGUUAUAUGAAAAAUCUAAUUUUGAAACAAAAAUGAGAAUUUGUAUGUAUAUAUUUUAAAAUUAAAAUGUAUUUAAUGAAGUUAUGUCUAAUAAUUAUGGUAUAUUAAUAAGUAAAUAAUAAAAUAUUUAAAUUUUUAAAUUAAAGGAAAACAUGUUUUGAGUAUAAUAGAAAAAAGUAGAGUUGAUAUUAAGCCUAAUCAUAAUAAUUUUAAUAAUAAUUUAAAUUAAAGUUUUAAUAGUAGU
Ichthyophthirius multifiliis is the source of this 1982-nucleotide messenger RNA. RefSeq names its product pumilio-family RNA binding repeat protein. Gene Ontology annotation, biological process: post-transcriptional regulation of gene expression. The record is from RefSeq and is a predicted model, not a curated record. Gene Ontology annotation, molecular function: mRNA binding. Gene Ontology annotation, cellular component: cytoplasm. The transcript has 6 exons. Lineage: Eukaryota; Ciliophora; Oligohymenophorea; Hymenostomatida.